Molecule: messenger RNA, 715 nt
Organism: Aspergillus saccharolyticus JOP 1030-1
Lineage: Eukaryota; Fungi; Ascomycota; Eurotiomycetes; Eurotiales; Aspergillaceae
Product: rhodopsin family protein
Exons: 7
Coding region: 103-510 (135 amino acids)
Source: RefSeq, a predicted model, not a curated record
AUUCGAUUCGAUUCUGUCUCCCUACGUUUGUUUUUCAAGCUUUAUACCAACGACAUAUUCUUUCCCAGUAACAACAAUCUUUGACUGUCGCGCAAUAUAAAAAUGGCCAUUUGCAUCACCUUCGGGACUCAUGAAUUCACCUCCAUGCUAGAAGGCUAUGAGAAUGUUCGCGCAUACUGCUACAAUUGCCAACAUUGGAACGGGCACUGUCUAACAAGAUGGCCUUGGUUCACCGUCUGCUUUGUUCCUGUCAUUCCUCUCGCCACACAUAAGUACAAAGAAGUAACCUGCUACACAUGCCGCUUCACGCAGGAUCUACGCGAUCGUCCGGAUAUCACUCCAGAAACCAGGCCGCCUCCGGGCGUCAUACCGGGACAGUUGCCUCACCCGCAGGCGGCGUAUGGGGGCGGAGCGCCCUACUAUCCACCUCCGCAGGCCUCGGGGGCGGUGGCGCCCCAGCAGCCGCAGCAGCAGCAGCAACCGGGGCAGCAGAACUUUGUGUAUAAGUAGUGCGGAGGAGGUUUGAUGAGUCAUUUGUUCCUUGAUGUUGCUGUGCCUCGUUUUGAGUUUGUUGGGAGAUACCUCUUUUGCUUCCUGUUUGUUUGUUUAAUGCCGUUCGUGUUUCGUGCUGGUGCUUGUGCUGGAUGCCUUUGUAUUGUGACUGAAUAAUCAAACGACAAAUUGAGUUUCAAUAUCAUAUCAUCAUGCUAACCGC